This is a messenger RNA of Nicrophorus vespilloides, 3184 nucleotides long. RefSeq names its product sodium-dependent noradrenaline transporter-like. The record is from RefSeq and is a predicted model, not a curated record. Bases 583 to 2877 code for a protein of 764 amino acids. Gene Ontology annotation, biological process: sodium ion transmembrane transport; dopamine uptake involved in synaptic transmission. Gene Ontology annotation, molecular function: dopamine:sodium symporter activity. The transcript has 17 exons. Gene Ontology annotation, cellular component: neuron projection; neuronal cell body membrane; presynaptic membrane. Lineage: Eukaryota; Metazoa; Arthropoda; Insecta; Coleoptera; Silphidae.
UUGCAGCAAGUUCGGAAUCGAUUGAUAUUUACGCCAGCUUCAUAUAUAUUAACUAUGUGAAUUAUAUAAGGAAUUCGUACAAUGAAUUUUGCCGCAUUUUAUGACGGUUUUUAUCAUAUUUUAUAUAGAAACAAUUCGUAAUUAAAAUUGAGUUCGGUACGGCUUUUGCACUGUGCUGGGUUAUGUGUUCUCCUGCAUGCAACAACAGCGGCGCACAACAAAAAUAAGAAAACUUUUGUAUCUAGAGAUUACGGAAAAAAACAUCUAGUUGUUUAUUUGUUUCCUUUUUGCCGCACGAUCUACGAAGGGGUGAUAAAAUGCAGUGAAUUAAAGUGCGAGUGUGUGUGUGUGCAUGUGUACGUACGUGUGUUCUUCGUAGUCUGCAUGGAAAUCGUGGUCGGUCGUGGGACCGCAGUGAGCAUGAUCGAGAGGUUCACUCAUCCAGAAAUAUUUGUCAAUCUGUCUUAUCCCAAACUUGACAGUAAGCUCUUCUUACAUCUGCGUUUAGUCUAGUUAGAACCGGUGAACAAACCACCCGCGCCUCUCGCUCUCGCAAUUUGCCAUCCCGAUCCGAACCAGAGCAUGUCAACUGGUGGUAGCGGAGGUGGCGGAGGAGGCGGCAUCGGUGGCGGUGGGCUUUACGAAAACUUGCAAUUAACUUUCAGCGGAAGACCGGUGGAAGUGCGCCAGUUUCUCCAGAGCGACGCGCGUAAACGCAAAAGCACAUCAGAAGUUUCCGGAAUGUCUCACAUCAAGUCGAAGACAGCGUCCAGGAGCGUCUCGGACCUGAAACUGGAGGAUGAAGCCGGUGGAGAUCAGAAGGAGGUGGUAGCAGAGGACAGCAUGCUCAAAGAUGACUCCUCCGGAAGCGUAGAGACGCUUCUUGCGGAAGACGGAAAAGCAGCGAAGAUGCUGUUCGCAGAUGAAAACGAAAAGGUUCCUAAACAGUAUUCGGCAACGGGACUUGACGAUGGCUACGAAUCCUGCAACAGCACUCCUCACGGAUCAGGAAGUAAAACGAACAAACAUUUAAAUGUAAUCACUACGCUACUACCAGCUUACAUGUUUCGAAAAAAGGAAUUACAUGUACAAUUAGAAAAUCGCAAAUUCGAGUCUUUCGCAUUAUCCGCCAGCUCAAGCCAAGUAGAGGUCGAUCCACAGUCACCCAAAGAUCCUGGCGAUAAUCGUGAAACAUGGAGCUCCAAUUUGGAUUUUCUACUCUCAAUCAUAGGAUUCGCAGUCGAUUUAGCGAAUGUCUGGAGGUUUCCUUAUUUGUGUUACAGGAAUGGCGGAGGCGCUUUUUUGAUCCCCUAUACGUUGAUGAUGAUAUUCGGGGCUGUGCCCUUGUUUUACAUGGAAUUGAUCCUCGGCCAGUACAAUAGGCAAGGACCCAUAAGCGUGUGGAGGAUAUGCCCAUUGUUCAAAGGCGUCGGCUUUUGCGCUGUUUUGGUGGCGUUCUACGUCUCCUUUUAUUACAACGUCAUUAUAGCGUGGGCGUUGUAUUUUUUAGGAUCGAGCUUCAGCUCGGAACUGCCUUGGUUGCAUUGCAACAACACAUGGAAUUCAGAUAUGUGCUGGGACAAUGUUACUAAGCUAACUGUAAACGAGUCGGAGAUGACCAACAGGCAUUCACCUGCAUCCGAGUUUUUCCACCGAAAAGUAUUAGAAAUGCAAUUCAGCGACGGCUUGCACGAUAUUGGUUAUCCGAAAUGGCAAUUGGUGGUUUGCCUAGUCGUGGUUUACACAAUGCUCUACAUUUCCUUAUUUAAAGGUGUUAAAUCAUCAGGUAAAGUGGUUUGGAUAACAGCUACGAUGCCCUACGUCGUCCUCACCAUUCUCUUGAUACGUGGAUUGAUGUUACCUGGAGCUCUCAAAGGAAUCUCGUAUUACUUAAAACCGGAAAUGUCAAAACUGAAGGAAACUCAGGUUUGGGUGGAUGCUGCAGUGCAGAUAUUCUUCUCGGUCGGUGCCGGAUUCGGUGUGCAUUUGUCGUACGCUUCUUACAACACAUUCCAUAAUAAUUGUUACAGGGAUUGCAUUGUGACGACUGCCGUGAACUGUUUCACUAGUUUCUUCUCCGGUUUCGUGAUCUUCACGUAUUUGGGUUACAUGUCGCAUAAGCACAAUGUUCAUAUUAGUACUGUUGCAACGGAAGGUCCCGGACUCGUGUUUCAAGUGUACCCAGAGGCAGUUGCCACGUUGCCCGGAUCACACAUUUGGUCCAUGCUCUUCUUCUUUAUGCUCAUCAUGUUAGGAUUAGACUCUGCGAUGGGCGGUUUGGAAUGCGUUAUAACUGGAAUUAUGGACGAAUUCGAGCCGCUGUUCAAGAAGUGUAAAUUAUCGAGAGAAGUGUUCACGCUGAUCGUGAUAAUCCUCUCGUUUUCGGUCGCCACCAUCAAUGUGACACCGGGCGGAAUCUACUUGUUCCAUUUAUUGGACACUUAUGCAGCUGGUAUUUCUCUGCUGUGUUCAGCUUUGUUCGAGGCGAUCGCAGUUUCUUGGUGUUAUGGAUUGGACAGAUUCACGCAGGACGUGGAAAGCAUGAUCGGCAUUAAGCCCGGUUUGUACUGGAGGGUUUGCUGGAAAUUCAUCAGUCCCCUAUUUAUCAUCGGCGUAGUAAUAUUCGGGUUGUUGUAUCCACAGCCAUUGCAAUACAAUGACUACUUUUACCCAUCGUGGGCGAAUUACAUAGGAUGGUUCCUAGCGUUAUCCUCGAUCCUGAUGAUUCCCAUCGUCGCGGUGAUCCAAAUCCUCAAAACCAAAGGAUCCUUCAUGGAGAGGUUGGCCAUAAACAUCUCACCGAUGGAAGAACAUACGGCGAUCAGAGAAGAGAAGAAAAUCAGCAGAUUCAGAGCCAAACAUUGGCUGUACGUUUAAGACUUCUUGUAGAUAAUAAUAACGUUGUUCGUCGCUUGAAAAAAUGCGCGUGUAAAAUCUCAAUAAUGAAUAUGUGAAUUUCUUUGUGUUGUAUAACGAUAUUAUGUGGAUACUUGCAUGCUGGUUCAUGUGCUAUUUAUUUAUUGCGUAACAGAAACAAUAUUGCCUUCGUAUUGUUUCUGGUUCACUUUAUAUAUAUAUAAAAUAUAUAUGAAAAUAUAUGUAUAUGCUGUAAGAAUUGAAUUAGUCGUUGUAAGUUAGGGAUUUUUAUUUCAUAUGUACAUAUGAAGAACAAAAUGAUGUAAUA